AAUAUUAAUCAAGCAAAUCAAAUUGGCUAUGCUCAGCAUGCUAAACAUAAACAAUGGCGUCAGCCCAGCCGGAGGUGAUUUACAAGGGCUGGCUGAAGAAAUCUACUGAACCAGAGUCAAAUGCCAAGAAGAAGAAUUUCCUGAAUCGCUCGUCGUCGAGUUGGAAGAAACGCUACGUUGUUUUACUGAAAGAAACAGAAGAUAACCAGGAUGUUGCUGUGUUGGCCGUCUUUGACAAGGAUGUGGCGUGCAACUUUAAUAAACCUCGAGCAAGCCUCAGAUUGUCGCCGUGGUACAGGGUAGAUAAGAAGUACGACCCGACCGGCAAGCAGCACAUCUUUGAGGUCAGGACUUCAAGGUCAACAUGGCGGUUCUUAGCGGACAGCCAGACCGUCAUGGAUCUCUGGGUCUUCUACCUGCAGAUCCAGGCCAAUCUAAGAACAGAUUUCCCAGGAAGAUGUUUUGAAGUAUCUCCCGAUGAUUCUGAGUCGAUGAGACGGAUUGGCGCGAGGGCUUCUCAAUGCCUGCUUCAUCUUUCAAAGUGGGGUCUCACACUCGCUCUCAAGCGUACCAGGUCCCUGGUGGCCCAGUGGCCGCUGAAGUGCAUCCGCGAGUUUGAGAGCUCUGAGACCGGCCGCUUCUCCUUCAAGGCUGGACGAAACUCACCAAUGGGGGCGGCUGACUAUGUCUUUGCCACAGUGCUAGGUCAGGACGGUGAGAUAUACGACCUCCUGGAUGCCUAUACAACAGAAGACCUUAGUAGUCAGCCGGAGAACCAGUCAGGUCCUGCAUCAGCCGAAGUAGUUAACCAAGACUAUGAGAGGCUGAGAUUAGCAACCUUUGGUCUCCUUCCGCGGAGGGGCUCAGAAGGUCGACCGAUCUCCCCUAACCACACCCAGCACAGCCAGGCCGUCCCUGUCCCUGGACGACCCAAGAACUAUGAUCGGCUGGACCGAUCAAGAGAUGGUUCCAACAAAAGACUUGACAGGACCAAGAGUGACAAAGUGAAGAGAACUCAGGCGGCGCCACCGGUACCAUCUCGUACCCCGUCCCUACCCCCGAAGACAUCCCGCCCUCCCAGCGCAUCCUCGUCUCUGGCCAUGGAACCAGAAUACAACCUCCCGUAUGCAGACAUGGGAGGAAGAACAGUGGAGGAUGAGAACCUGCCGUACACCGAGAUGGGUUCUGCAUCAGUCAACACACUCACCAGGCAAGGGUUGGGUCGUGACAGCAAGGACCGGAUGACCUGGGAUGUACCCAUUCCCCGAACUCUGACGAAUAGCACCGCGGCCAGUGACAGAUCGAGUUACCAGUUAAUGGAUUUCACACCCCAGUCGUACCGUAACACGCUCACGCAGAGCUAUGAGAACACCCCCCUCAUCAGUCCCAGUCCAAGGGCGAGAGGGAUGUCCAAUGGAGGGUUUGUGAAUUCCCCGAUGCAAAGGGCGAUGACGGAGAUGACGAUACAGGAUCAUGAGUAUCACAUGGUGGAAUCGACUCGAGGUGCUGCAGGAGGGAGUGGAUCCGAUCCUCCAAGCCCUCUGGUACACACCUACUUUGAAGGAGAGUUCACAGGUAGCAAGGGCUCCUCUGGAGAGAGGGAGCACCAUUAUCAAGGAGUAGACUACGAGGGUGUCGGUCCGGAGGGUUCCCUGUCGCGCUCUUUCUCCCUCGGUAACCUUCGCAGCCCAACGUCGAUAACAGACUCUUACAUCGACAGAUCACCUAACCUUGGGUCUCUGGACCUCGCCUUUUCUUUCUCACCUGCAAACAUGCCAAACUGGAUGAACGAAAGACAAUUACCAUCUCUACCUCGCGAUGAAGUUCCACCAACUGAAGAAAACCCAUACGUUGUGUCCCCCAAGAAGGGUAGGUAUGCCUACGAAGACGUGAACAAUAUCUUCCCACCCACUCCUGCGCAGGGUGCCCAACAAACGGAAUAUGAAUCUGUCAGUAAUACAUCGGCAGAAGAAAUCAAUGUACAAAAUCAUGUCAUGCGGCAAAGCACGUUUUCAGAGGGAUAUGUAGACUCUAAUCUUGUUCGAUCACAGACAGACAGUUUUCAACCCAAUACUGCAAGGAUAGUCACACAAGAAUCUGCCAAUUUGGCACACUCGGCCAUCGUUGAACCGGGCGUGAUGUACGCACAGGUUGUAGCAUCGGUUCCAGCUCCAGAAGCGGAACCAAAGGAGAAACGGAAAUCAUUCAAAGCCAGGACACUAGAGCGAGUCAAGAUGAAAAAAGCAAAAUCCCUUGUGGACCUUUCCGUAACCCCAAAAUCUCCUGAGCGAAGAUCAGUGGCACUCGAAGACAUGGACAAUACAAAGGUAACUAAUAGUCUAGGGCGUCCAAAGAAGAUGAAGAAAUCUAAAUCGAAUCCAAACCUGCUGUCGGAGCAACCCUCUUCAACUCCUGAGGUCGCACAACAUUUCAUCUCGCCAAAGAAAGGUGCAGACAUCAAACAGUCCCCUGUGACAGGGGUACGCAGGAAGUUUGGUUUGGGACUGAAGAUGAUGAGGCAGAAGAGUCGGAGCCAGGAUGAGGAAGGUGGCGGGGAGAGUCCAGGAAAACCCAAAGUUUUGCCAAGUUUUGCCAAAAUAGACGUCAAAGGCAUCUCUACAACGGACAAGACAAAGUCCUACUCCAGAAGAUCACAAGGUCAGCUGAGUGAUCUACCGCUCGAUGGUGCCGUCGAUGCGAAGAUCAAACAGGCAAAGGAGAAAGGAGGGGCAGCGGGAAAGAGACAGCGAACAGUGUCGGCAGGAUCUGCCAUGUCUGUUCAGUCUAUGUUGAACGAGCAAUCAAACUCUACUGGUAUGAUCACCAACCCCCUUGCGUUGGGUUCCCAGUCCCCUGGCGAGUCUUCGGAAGGACCGGAGCUGGAUGAGCAGGGUUACCUCUCGCCGUCGGAGAUAGGCUCUCCUGUCAAGAUGAUCGCGGAUCCUCUGAGUGAUAGACCGCUCCCAGAGCGCCCUCUUCCAAGCCCUCCGUCACAUUCCCAGAGUGCACCACUCUCAAAAGUCAGGGACGCCAAGAUCACACAGGUUUGGGAGCUUUGA
Strongylocentrotus purpuratus (purple sea urchin) is the source of this 3059-nucleotide messenger RNA. RefSeq lists its product as uncharacterized. Gene Ontology annotation, biological process: cell surface receptor protein tyrosine kinase signaling pathway. The coding region runs from base 54 to 3059 and encodes 1001 amino acids. The record is from RefSeq and is a predicted model, not a curated record. NCBI's taxonomy places the organism in Eukaryota, Metazoa, Echinodermata, Echinoidea, Camarodonta, Strongylocentrotidae. Gene Ontology annotation, cellular component: cytoplasm. The transcript is spliced from 8 exons.